Messenger RNA from Pelobates fuscus (common spadefoot toad), 2919 nucleotides. It is a transcript of the gene TTLL12, whose product is annotated as tubulin tyrosine ligase like 12. The record is from RefSeq and is a predicted model, not a curated record. Gene Ontology annotation, cellular component: cytoplasm. Gene Ontology annotation, biological process: protein modification process. The transcript is spliced from 14 exons. Lineage: Eukaryota; Metazoa; Chordata; Amphibia; Anura; Pelobatidae. Bases 29 to 1924 code for a protein of 631 amino acids.
UGCCCCGCGCUCACUCCCUGCACGCAGCAUGGCCGAUCCUCACUCUCCCGAGCUGGAUGAUGGUUACACUCAGUUUGUGGCCCUUCACCAGGCUGCACUCAUCGCCUCCGGGGUCCCCGCACUCCACUGGAGGAGCCUCCACCGCAAACUGGAGGGAGAGAUCUUUGAUGCUGGCGAAGUGUUCGGAAUAAUGCAGGUUGAGGAAGCAGCAGAAGAAGACGACGUUGAGGAAGAAAUCGAAACCGAACCGGUAAAGAAGUCGAAUCCUGGCCUCAUACCAUCAUUCAAAGUCAUUGUAACCAAAGAAGACGGUCUAAAGGCCUCGGAUCCCAAUAGCAUUUUUCUGAUUGACCAUGCAUGGACGUAUCGUGUUGAACAUGCCCGUCACCAGCUCAUGCAAGUACCCGGUCUCCUCCACCGCAUGGCGAAUCUCAUGGCAAUACCCUUUCAUGGUGAGGUGCCGGACGAGGGGGUUGUGGAGGAAGUGCUGAAAGAAAUGUGGCAGUAUAACCAGACCUACCAGCUGUCUCAGGGGUCUGCUGAGGAUAAGAUUCCGGUCUGGUACAUCAUGGAUGAGUUUGGCUCCAGAAUACAACAUUCGGACAAGCCCACGUUUGGUACAGCGCCUCUGUAUUACAUCCCACAAGAAAUGACCUACACUGUCCUGUGGCCCCUCCGAGACUUGGACAAUGGCGAGGAAGUUUCCCGUGACUAUGCUUAUGGUGAGUCCAAUGCGUUAAUUCGGGACUGUCUACUCUUUCCAUGGGCGCCUGUAGAUAUAAGUCACGUCAGCUGUCACACUCCUGAGCCUGCGGACACUUAUUAUCAGAGUAUUUUUGCGGAAAACAAAGAAAUCCUGCCCCUCCCUGUAGAGCCACCGUUACACGACAAGAGUAAAAUCUUCAAGGUCUACACGGACAUGCAGCAGGUCCUCGGUGGAAUAAAUCACCCGCGGUUUAUAUUUACAGACAAUGAACAGGAAGCCGACAUCCUCUACAACUUCUCCCAUAUUAAAGACUACAGGUCACUCAGCACGCAUAGACCCCAUGUUUUGCUAAGCCAGUUUCCAUGUGAGAAUCUCCUGACUGUUAAGGAUUGUCUAGCUUCCAUUUCACGGAGGGUCGGUGGCCCUGAGGGUCCAAAAUGGCUCCCACGCACUUUUAAUUUGCAGACUGAACUUCCUCAGUUUAUUAGCUACUUUAAACAACGGGAACAGCGUGGAGAAGACAAUCACUGGAUAUGCAAGCCAUGGAAUCUGGCGAGAAGCCUGGAUACGCACGUAACCACUAACCUCUCCUACAUCAUUCGGCAGCGAGAAAGCACACCGAAGGUUGUGUCAAAAUACAUUGAAGAUCCAGUGCUCUUUCAGCGGGAUGACGUAGGGCUUGUGAAAUUUGAUAUUCGAUACAUUGUCCUUUUGCGGUCGGUUCGACCCCUGAAGCUGUUUGUAUAUGACGUAUUUUGGCUGCGAUUUGCAAACCGGCCGUUUGCUCUGAAUGAAUUGGACGAUUAUGAGAAACAUUUCACUGUAAUGAAUUACGUCCCUAACGUGACCCUGAAACAGGUUCACUGUGAUGAAUUCAUGACGUUGUUUGAGAAGCAGUAUCCUGAAUAUCCCUGGAGCUCCAUACAGGAUCAGUUGUUUAAAAAUUUUGGCGAACUCUUCCAAGUGGCGUCCUCCAAACCGGCGCCAUACGGGAUCUGCGACUACCCUUCUUCCCGGGCAGUUUAUGCUAUUGACUUGAUGCUGAAAUGGGACACAGACAGCGAUGGUAAACGGGUGAUACAGCCACAAAUUUUGGAAGUUAAUUUCAAUCCAGACUGCGCCAGAGCAUGCAAAUAUCACCCGACAUUUUUCAAUGAUGUGUUUAGCACGUUGUUCUUGGAUGAGACGGAGAACUGCCACGUGACGCGUAUCCUCUGAUAGCACUGCGCUUGAUACAUGCUUGGUCGCUAAAUCUGUUUCCUGGACUCCAAAAGCGCUAUAUGGUGUUGGGUGGUAUUUCAGUAAUCGCUAUUUCCUGUUCUGUACACUGAAUGCAGUUUAUGACGGGGUGACUAAAAUAUGAACACCUUCCUCCUCAGGUGGUAGUAGCUUUAAUACCGUGACUAAAUGUUAUAUCAUGAUGCACUGAGUUAUACCUGUUACAUUUGUCUCAACCAAUCGCUACCUAAUCUUGUCUUCCAGCAAGCAGACUAUAACCUGCAAUAUGAGACCGUAAAGUAGCCUCUUAACGUCCAUCCGGCUUCCCACUAUUAGCCCCCCAUUAUGAGACUAGAAGCUGGGCAGGAUCCCAUUCUAUUUGCAGAUAUACCGUAUUAAUGCCCCAUGCAGUCUGUUACAGGGAAGACCUUCUCAGACAAUUUUCAUGCAACUGCUAGUUUUCCCAUUUGUCCAUUAGAAGUUUCUUUUGCUGAUAUGUUAAACCUUGGCGUUCACUGUCACAGAGUUGGAACACCAAUAGUGUAUUACGUUGCAAUCCCUGGAUGCUGCAGAGAGAAUCACAUACUUUGUUUUGUGGUUGUUUGAAUGAAACCUAUAAUAGUGAAACCUGCUGUCAUUGGAUAUUAAACAGACACCUGGGUACAAUGAAAUAAAUGGGUCUUAGAAUAAACAUGCGCAUCUUUCCUUCUUCUCCAGCACUAGUUUAAAAAGAGUGUACUGUGCUUGCUUCCCAUUUCCUUUCUGCAACACGUAUGCUGGGCACAGCUCGAAGUGACUCAUUGAUUUUUGUCUGGUGGAGGUGAACGCCAUUGUUUUCUUAAGGUAAGGCACUGAGCACACUAAAGAGAGAUGUUUGGGCGAAGUCAGGGAUUGACUGGUGGGCCCCAGCUGCUUCCUGUUUGUAACCUAGAGAGUUAGAAUGUAUUUCAAUAUUUUUAUUGAUUUUCUACACAUUAAAGAGAUUUACAUCUGAA